AUGCCGCAGGAGUUGGAUUAUUUGAUUAAUAUACUAUCUAACAUUGGUGGAAUAUGGGAAAGUUCGAUGAAAUAUUCAGAAAUUUUGAACUUUUUGAAAAUGGAUGAAUUUGAGUCUACUGUGAAUGAUUUAAAUUUUAUGAGACUGAAUGAAAUAUCACAGGAAACGUCACAAGUCUUGAAUAAGUAUGAGGAGAAAAUCAAUGACGAUGACAAUGAUGAUGACGAUGAUGACGACGAUGACGAAGAAAGUGAUCCUAAUAGCCUAUCAAAGGGUCAGCAUCUUUCAAAGAGUGCGAGGAUAAUAUCAGACAUGAGGCUUAAUGCUUACAUUGUGGACGUUAUACUAUCGAAAAAAAUUGAGGAGUUUAAGCAAAAUGAGAGCAAAAUCUCAACUAAUUCACCUAAUAAUCAAAACGACUUCUCAAAUAUAUUUGAGUGGUUUAAAUUACCUAUUGCUCACGAAUUUAACGUUCCCUUUAUGGAUAAUAAUGGAAAAGAUACAUUGUAG
Molecule: messenger RNA, 510 nt
Organism: Debaryomyces fabryi
Lineage: Eukaryota; Fungi; Ascomycota; Pichiomycetes; Serinales; Debaryomycetaceae
Exons: 1
Coding region: 1-510 (169 amino acids)
Source: RefSeq, a predicted model, not a curated record